Molecule: messenger RNA, 489 nt
Organism: Zerene cesonia (dogface butterfly)
Lineage: Eukaryota; Metazoa; Arthropoda; Insecta; Lepidoptera; Pieridae
Exons: 1
Coding region: 1-489 (162 amino acids)
Biological process (GO): mitochondrial electron transport, NADH to ubiquinone
Source: RefSeq, a predicted model, not a curated record
AUGGCACAAACAUGCGGCGUACACCCUAUGACAAUAGCCGGUCGCGUGGCUAUAGAAAGGGAGAGAUGUAUCGGAAUGAGCAGUGCCGAGAGAGAGUGGAGAAAGCAAUGGUUGCAGGACCAAGUCCUCUCCAAGAACGAACCGGUAUACGUGGAAGAGUACUGGAGAGAACGGAUAAACCCUAUACGCAGGAUUUACCGCGCGCCCUUAAAUAUAAUAUUUCGCCUUCUGAAACCUGUCCUAGGAGAAGGUCGAGCGGCAGAUUAUAGGUACAUAACUGGAAAAAUAUUCUUGCUGUCUUUUGGUGUGCUGGCGACACAUUACUAUUUUAAAUACGGAGGAAAUGACUGGACUAAGAAAGGAGGUUGGCGGGUCCUGAAAUCUAAGCCCAUGGUGCUACCAGGACAGCCAGGGUUUCCGUUUAAAACUAAUUAUGCUCCGUCUGAUUACGCUGAUAGAGGAUUUAAAUGCUCUGGUUUUGCUAAAUAG